Molecule: messenger RNA, 3124 nt
Organism: Vespa mandarinia (Asian giant hornet)
Lineage: Eukaryota; Metazoa; Arthropoda; Insecta; Hymenoptera; Vespidae
Product: RING finger and SPRY domain-containing protein 1
Cellular component (GO): cytoplasm
Molecular function (GO): protein binding; ubiquitin-protein transferase activity
Source: RefSeq, a predicted model, not a curated record
AUUAUUAUAGAAAUAAGUUGAUAAUAGAUUAAGACUGAUUGGAAUUUUAAUUACAAAAUUUACGCUUUAAUUAUAUCUUGGAUAUAUACUCAACGUAAUACAGGGUGUUGUAUCAAGAACGUAUAUAUAAAAAAUCAUUAGUUUAAUAAUGAUAGAAGGACAUGACUUUACUUAUUAAUAUUUCAUUGCUCUAUAUGGAUAUUGAAUUUAAAAAUACGCAUGUUAUUUGUUUAUGUAAAUAUAGUAUAUACAUUUUACAUAGUUAUAUAAUACAUAGAAAAUAAUUAUAAAAUUUGUGGGAAUGGGCAAUUGUUUGUGUAAAGACACUCCAGAAGAUCUUGAAACAUAUAAUGGACAUCAGAAUCAUGCAGAAUCUGAAAAUACUAUAUUACCACAAGCAAACGUAAGCACAGUUGUAUCUGGCGAUACAACGUCGCCAACUUUUAAAUUUCCAACAUCAACUGCUAUUGACAUGCUUGUUCUGGAAACACUUGGAGUUAUUGGAUCUUUGGUUGAUAAUGAACAAGAACCUCCUCCUGCUAUGUUAAAAUUACAUGCCAUUGCGGAUAAAGAGGAUGGUUGGAUACAAGUAGUCAGUUCUAUGAUAAACGUUAUUCCUAUGCACAAUCCAUUAGGCCCUUCUGUUAUUACUUUAUUGUUAGAUGACGGACCUUUGCCUUCAAAAGAUUCUGUUUUACGUUUAUCACAUAUGUUUCAAUUAUCUCAAAGACUUGGAAAAAUACAAACCAGUCCAACGCAACAGCGAAAUAUUUGUGUGGUAUUAGGCUGCAUUGCAGAGAAGUUGGCUGGUCCUAGUAGUAUAGCAAUAUUAUCAGACGCUACAUUAGAUUAUCUUAUUUCAAAUCUUAGAGAUGAUAUUGAACCUUAUGUGGUACUAUAUUCUUUAAUUGCUUUAGAAAAAUUUGCCCAGACAAGUGAAAAUAAAAUAACAAUUAAGAAACGCCUUAUAGCAGAAAAACAAAAUCCAUUAUUAGAACUGGAAAAAUGGGCCUCAGAGUUUCACUAUGUAAGACGCCAAGUGGGUUUCUGUGCACAGUGGUGCCUGGAUAAUUUAUUUUUAAUGGAAGGUAGAAAGUAUUCUCAUGAUGCAGUUGAUAUGACUGGUAUUAAUGUUAUGCUAAAUACAAAGGAUGUAAGCGAGUACCUGAAAAUAUCACCAAAUGGUUUAGAGGCCCGCUGUGAUGCAUAUUCAUUUGAAAGUGUAAGAUGUACGUUUCAAGUAGAUUCAGGAAUUUGGUAUUAUGAAACUCUUAUAAUUACUACAGGAGUAAUGCAAAUUGGUUGGGCUACAAAAGAUAGUACCUUCUUAAAUCAUGAAGGUUAUGGUAUAGGAGAUGAUGAAUUCUCAUUAGCUUGUGAUGGCUGUCGAAGACUGAUUUGGUAUAAUGCUAGAAGUGAAAAAUAUCACGAUAGACCUUGUUGGAAAGCUGGAGAUAUUUUAGGUUGUUUGUUGGAUUUAAACAAACAAGAAAUAAUAUUUUCUAUAAAUGGAGUACCAUUGAAGCCAUGUACUCAGGUUUUCAAGACUGUGAAGUCUGGAUUCUUUGCAGCAGCUAGUUUCAUGUCAUUCCAGCAAUGUCUUUUUAAUUUUGGAAAUGUACCCUUUAAAUAUCCUCCUACUGAUAGGGAAUAUCAGAAAUUUAAUGACCACGCUUCAUUAAAUCCAGAAGACAAAGUUGUGCUGCCCAGACAUAUAUAUGUAGAUCGUUUGAGAAGACUUAGCGUUAGGGAAGAUUCAUGCACUUUAUGUUUUGAUCAGAAAGCUUCAAUAAGGUUACUACCAUGUAAUCAUAGAGGCUUUUGCCAAACGUGUUCAAAACAAUUGGUUGAAUGCCCUAUGUGUAGAGCUACGAUCGAUGAAAUGGCUUUAGAUGGUAUAUGACACUUACCAAGCAAAGCCAUAUUUGUUGAAAAGAUAUUUUUAUUAUGUCUGUUAUAUUACUUUAUGCUCAGACGAUAUCAGGAGAUACUUACGAAGAUAGAAGGUUAUUUACCUCUAUUAACGUAUAGUCUCUUUUGUUCCUAUUAUGAACAUUGGUUUUAUUCAACGUUUAAAAUAAACGACAUGCACUUAACACGUAUACACGUACGUAUGAAACAGAUUAUGUGAAGUAGUAAUGCUGCCAUGGUGGGAUAGAUAAAGAUGUAACGUGAAGUUGAAUGUAAUAUGUGGUAAAGAAAAAUUGGUCUAAAGGAUUCAAUUUGAUGAGAUCUACUAUAUGUGGAAUACAGUCGUGAUAUUAUAUGCAAUUCUCUAUAUGUAGUAUAGUAUUUUGAUAGAAGAGAACUAUGGUUUUUAACCAUAGAAUAUUCCCAAAAACUUUAUCAUAAUUAUGAGGCCUUCUCCUUUGUGACUUUUAAUACGACUAAUGAUAAUACUACAUUUUAAUUAAGCUAUACAAGUCAAGAUGCAGAAUCACGUCAAUAGUAAAUGUUACAAUUUCUGCACCAUCUAUCGUUGAUUUAUUCUUUUUCUCACUGAUCGAUUAUGAAUGGUCAAGUAAUUUUUUGAAUAAUUUAAAUAAUAAAUUAUUCUCUGUAACUUUUUUUUUAUUAAAAUUAUUAUUAAUUAUUAAUUCACUUUGGUGGCUUAGGAAAAGUAACACAUGCUACUUAUAUCAAUCUGCUUAAUAUUUUAUGUGGGUUUUACCUACAACAUACUUUUAAUUAAAUGCCUAAUUAUAACUGAUAACACAUAGAUUAUACAUAUUUUUUUCUACACUAUAGCAUUUAAAAGAUAUAUUAGGUGUAAUUUAGAAACGAAUUGCUAGCAGUUUUUUUUUUUGAAAAUAAUAAGAAACAAAUGUAAAAUAUUAAAUUUGUGACUGGAUCACGAAUUUUUCUAAAAUAUGCCUCUACAAACAUAAACAUAUAUUUUUUAAUCUACAAAUCAUGUUUUCAGUUACCAAUAACUUGAAUGUAUCAAAAUAACUAGCACAUAUUUACAAAUUUAUAGGGGCUAUAUCAUACUCGAGUUGCUAGCGAUUCUUAUAAAAUUAUGAUUCAAAAAACACUUAUAAUGGAUAAGUGACUGGAUCACAAGUCCAUGACAGGUAUAGUUCGAUGUACAAUUUUCUCUUGCAUCAUAAAAAUUUUACAAUAA